CUCGGCGGACACCGUUUGCCAGCCAAAGCCGCCUCCCCGCUCGUGGCAAUCGUAGAGUGCCCAAUUCUACCUUUUUCUUCCACGCUGGCCAUGGCGAGUCGAGGGGCUAGGCAGCGCCUUAAGGGAAGCGGGAGCAGUGGCGGAGACACAGGCUGGGCCGCGGACAAGCUGCGGGAGCUGCUGAGCAGCCGGGAGGCGGGCAGCGCGGAGCCCCGGACCGAGUUAUCUGGGAACAAAGCAGGACAAGUUUGGGCACCUGAAGGAUCUACUGCUUUCAAAUGUUUGCUCUCAGCAAGGUUAUGUGCUGCUCUCCUGAGCAACAUCUCUGACUGUGAUGAAACAUUCAACUACUGGGAACCAACACACUACCUCAUCUAUGGGAAGGGGUUUCAGACUUGGGAGUAUUCUCCAGUUUAUGCCAUUCGCUCCUAUGCUUAUUUGUUGCUUCAUGCCUGGCCAGCUGCAUUUCAUGCAAGAAUUCUACAAACUAAUAAGAUUCUUGUCUUUUACUUUUUACGAUGUCUUCUGGCUUUUGUGAGCUGUAUCUGUGAACUUUACUUUUACAAGGCUGUGUGCAAAAAGUUUGGACUGCAUGUAAGUCGCAUGAUGCUAGCCUUCUUGGUUCUCAGCACUGGCAUGUUCUGCUCGUCUUCAGCAUUUCUUCCUAGUAGUUUCUGUAUGUAUACUACACUGAUAGCCAUGACUGGCUGGUAUAUGGACAAGACUUCCAUUGCUGUGCUUGGAGUAGCAGCUGGGGCUAUUGUAGGCUGGCCAUUCAGUGUGGCUCUUGGCUUACCUAUUGCCUUUGAUGUCCUGGUCGUGAAACGCUGGUGGAAGAGUUUCUUUCAUUGGUCGCUGGUGGCUCUAAUACUCUUUCUGGUGCCUGUGGUGCUCAUUGAUAGCUACUAUUAUGGGAAGUUGGUGAUUGCACCACUCAACAUUGUUUUGUAUAAUGUUUUUACUCCACAUGGACCUGAUCUUUAUGGUACAGAACCCUGGCAUUUCUAUUUAAUGAAUGGAUUUCUGAAUUUUAAUGUAGUCUUUGCCUUGGCUCUCCUGGUCUUACCACUGACUUCUCUCAUGGAACACCUACUGCAGAGAUUUCAUGUUCAGAAUUUAGGCCACCCAUAUUGGCUUACCUUGGCUCCAAUGUAUAUCUGGUUUAUAAUUUUCUUCAUCCAGCCCCACAAAGAAGAGAGAUUUCUUUUCCCUGUAUAUCCACUUAUAUGUCUCUGUGGCGCUGUGGCCCUGUCUGCACUUCAGAAAUGUUACCACUUCAUGUUUCAGCGAUACCGCCUAGAGCAUUAUACUGUGACUUCAAAUUGGCUGGCAUUAGGAAUACUGUUCCUAUUUGGACUCUUAUCCUUUUCUCGCUCUGUGGCACUGUUCAGAGGCUAUCAUGCACCCCUCGAUUUAUAUCCAGAAUUUUACCGAAUUGCUACAGACCCAACCAUUCAUACUGUCCCAGAAGGACGACCUAUUAAUGUCUGUGUAGGAAAAGAGUGGUAUCGAUUUCCUAGCAGCUUCCUCCUGCCUGAUAAUUGGCAACUUCAGUUCAUUCCAUCUGAGUUCAGGGGCCAGUUACCAAAACCUUUUGCGGAGGGACCACUGGCUACCCGGCUUGUUCCUACUGACAUGAAUGACCAGAACCUGGAGGAGCCGUCGAGAUAUAUCGACAUCAGUAAAUGCCAUUAUUUAGUGGAUUUGGACAUCAUGAGAGAAACACCCCAGGAGCCAAAAUAUGCAUCCAAUAGAGAAGAAUGGAUCAGCUUGGCCUACAGACCAUUCCUUGAUGCUUCCAGAUCUUCAAAGCUACUACGGGCAUUUUAUGUCCCCUUCCUGUCAGAACAGUAUACAGUGUAUGCAAACUACACCAUCCUCAAACCCCGGAAAACAAAGCACAGCAGGAAGAAAAGUGGAGACCGGAGAAGAACAGAAUCAACUCAUAGGAAGAACUGAACAUCUCUGAGCUGGAUGGCUGUAUCAGGCUGUUCCCCACACUCUGGCAUCUGAGAACUAACAAGCUUCUCUUGGGCCAUAUGGGCUUCUCCACCAAAGCUGUUUGGCAACUUCGAGCAGACCUUGUUGUUCAAGUCCUAGUGCUGAAAAUAAGCACAGCACAGUUUCCUGCCGACAUGUCCUUUUCAUCUCGAGCAAGACUAAGCUUCUCUGAAGUGCUUCACGGGACUAGGACCCUGUCCUGGAGAUAUCUCAGGAAAAAGGCAACUAUUUGAGGAACUGUGACCUCAUUUCAUUAUUUAGGAUGCCUCUUAUUUUCAUUUUACCUCCUUUACAACAAAUUGCAACUAUGAGGGUUGUUUUGUUUUUUUAAGUUUUAGCAUAUAAUUUCUUGAAUUCAGGACUUUCUUCUGUACAGGUUCUAGACAAGACUAUAACUGUACAGGACAUAGUUGGAGAAAAUUAAUUCUAUCAACUGGUAGAUUUGGAUAACAUCAUAUUUUUAAGUAAUGCAUUCUGUUGUCAUUUCUGAAGAGAUUGAGAACUUCUCUUUUUUAAACAACCCUAGUCAAAAAGACCAGUGUAGAUUUAUAGCACCUAUUUUUGAGUCUGUAUAUGGCAAAGCACAUCUUGCACGGGGCACUUCUUGUCUGGUAGGCAAUUGUAAGGAUCUAAUAUUUUGAUAAGUAUAUACUAUUACUUUACCCUUAAUGCAUUAUUUCAUAAACACUUUUGCAUGAAUCUCAUUUGAUGUUCUCCCACAACACGAGGUAGACAAAGCAAGUGGUUUUAUACCUAUUUUACAAAUUAAGAAACUGAGGCUACAAGGGGAGAUAAAAGCAUACAAAGUCACACAGCCAAUGACAGCACUAGGACUGGAACCUAGGUUGCCUAACUUCCUUUCUAAAUAUUACUUGAAAGAAUGGUGAGGUUGCCUGGAGACCUAAUUGAUAAUGUAACCUUAUAUUUUAACAAAGAAUUUUACCUGUAUUUCUUUUGAGUCCUUUGGAGCCUCCAGUCUUUCUGUCAGUUAGACUGUCAUCACAGCAGAGCUUCAGAGUGCAGCCUGGCUGGUGGCAGGAAAGCAGUGCUCAUGUUGGGAGUCACGCUUCUUUGUGGCCACACAGGAUCCAGUAUUCCGUUUCCGUAGUCCAUCUGGGGUCACAUAAUAGGUGCCUUAUUUCCCUAAGAGUAAAUAUGUCUAGUACCUGCAAAGAGGUUGAAUCUAUUUUUCAGAGUUUCCAUCUUUGGUUUUUCAGAGAAGGGCUUUUGAUAAGAACUGCCUGAGAGGAGAAAAGAAGUGAAAAGGGAAGAAAUGACUAGUCAGCAUAUAAAAAGCCUCCCAUCUGAGGGAAGAUCUGAGAUCCAGUAGAAGCACUGGUGUGGAAUGAUAAUAGCAGAGUGAAGAGAAACUGGUGUCCCACCUGCUGACUGAAAGUUCCUGGCAUUUCAUUCUCAAUACUUGAUUACUUUUUUCCUAAAUUUUGGCACAUUUGGUCUGACUACAGGAUACAGAGUUUUCAGUGAAAUGCCUUGCCACACCUACAUGGAUUGUGCACUUAUGUGUGUGCUUGUUUCACAGUGGCUAACGCCCUGGACUUUCUAUAAAGGUGAAUAAGAGCGUUCAGCAACAGAGGUCCAUGCUGAGUAGCUUUAUGUAAAUCAAAGUGGUACAGUGCUGAUCUAUUUUAUUAUCUUGCACGUGAAGAAAAAGCCUUCUGAGUAAGAACUUACUGUAAUGUAGCACAGAAGAAGGUCAUGAUUAGUCCAGAAAUUUCUUGGGAAUAUCAGUUCCUACCCCUUUUAAAACCUGAUUUUGGUUUUCUUUAGGGAGAGCACAAUAAAGUGCAGACACUAUGCCAAUGCUACAGGUCAGGGGUAGAAAGUGGUUUUUGUUAUGGAGGCAUUUUUCACACAACACAUUUAUGAACACAUUAAAAAAUCUCCAUCUAAGCCCUGGCUGGUGUGGCUCAGUAGAUUGAGCAUGGGCCUAUGAACCAAAGGGUUGCGGGUUUGAUUCCCAGUCUGGGCACAUGUCUGGGUUAUGGACCAGAUCCCCAGGAGUGGGCAUGUGAGACACAACCACACAUUGAUGUUUCUGUCCCUCUCUUUCUUCCUCCUUUCCUCUCUCUAAAAAAUAAAUAAAUAAAAUAUAUUUUUAAAAAAUCUCCAUCUCAGCAAUACAGUGAGGUUAGCUUUGCCUGUGAAAAAAGAUUUUCAAAACACCUGGUCAAAGUAACAUUUUUCCUUUAGAGAAUCGUAGUUCCUCAUGAGCUGACUGCUCUGCCCAUUGUAAGGAUAAAGUGUCUGAGGUACUUAGUUCUCCAUAGAUUAUUGAAUAUCAAGGGAUGAAGGACUAUAGAUUAGUUGUUCUAACCUUUGAUUAUGUUAAGAGCAGGUGUACUUGGCAAUCCAGGACUCUGAUCUCUGAUUUCUCAAGCAGCCAUCUCUGAACACUGCAUCUUAUGACAGAGUCCCAUUACUGACCCAAACUGUGUAAUAGGCAUCUAGUAUCAGUUUGCCUGUCACCUGGUAGUUGUCACCUGAAAAGAAAGAAGACUGGCUACUUUAAUCUCUUGGGAUAGUCACGGAAAAUUGAAGCCCAUACUCGUUAUUACUAAAUUCAAGUUUAGGAACAGGUUGUUUUAAAUCAAGGGUGGUUCCUAAUCCCAACCAUUGAUCUGGGUCAUUUUCCUAGUUUUGAAUUCAGGGAAAGGCCCAUGAAAACCCCAUGUGGUUCUGCAGCAUUAGGUCUGGAGUGACCGUUUGGGCAAAGCAUCAGUGGCAAUCCAUUACGUUUUGCAGUUCAAGGGGUUUAUUCAGAUAAGAACUCACUGUGAUUGUGCUAUCUUCAGGCCAGUCUGAGGCAGCUCUGCUUUUAAUUUGGUUAAUUUUAUUUCCUCUCUAGAGGGAAAAGAGGCACAAUUUAAUCUUUGCCUCCACAGGCAUAUUAAAACUCAUGUGUUAAUUCAUUCUUAUGCGCCUACAUUAAGUUGAAUGCCUUCGUAAAUCGAUAAAUGGACAUGUGCUCAGCUUUAAUACUUUUUGCAAGAGAAGGAUCAGACUUCCUUAGGGCAUUGCUGGAUUUCAGAGGCUCUCUGGUGUUUCAAUAAAUCUAAAUGAAUGUUGCCUUCAAUUUUUCCAGUGUGCAUAACCACGUGUUUCAUGCUGCAAAUGAAAUCAUGAAGCAGUACAGCGCUGAAACAAGAGUAUUGUCCAAUAUAUUUGUCUAAUCUUUGUGCUUUAUUUCAUGUGUCAGUGUUUACAUUACAUACCUGUAUUUUCUGUGAAAGAAAAAAGUUAAAUAAAUCUUGGCAGUUUGAUUUUCCUUAA
Phyllostomus discolor (pale spear-nosed bat) is the source of this 5292-nucleotide messenger RNA. It is a transcript of the gene ALG9, whose product is annotated as ALG9 alpha-1,2-mannosyltransferase. Gene Ontology annotation, molecular function: alpha-1,2-mannosyltransferase activity. The record is from RefSeq and is a predicted model, not a curated record. Gene Ontology annotation, cellular component: endoplasmic reticulum membrane. The coding region runs from base 91 to 1959 and encodes 622 amino acids. Lineage: Eukaryota; Metazoa; Chordata; Mammalia; Chiroptera; Phyllostomidae. The transcript is spliced from 16 exons. Gene Ontology annotation, biological process: protein N-linked glycosylation.